AUGACCAACCAGGAGGCCGUCGACUUCCUGCGCGCCCGCCUGGCGCAGGGCGCCAGCCCGACAGAGAGCGCGAGCCAGCUGCUGGACGCCUGCCUGGCCAGCGACCCCAAGGAGUCGCGCGGCGUCGGCUGCGACAACAUGACGGCGAUCGUGGUGCGCCUGCAGCGCGGCGGCGGCGGCGGUGGCGAGGGGCCUGGCGCAGGCGGGGAGGGCGCGGAGAGCGGCGGCGGCGGCGGCGCGGCGGGGGCUGGCAAGGGCGAGAAGGCGGCGCAGGGGAGUGGGGAGGCGGCGAGCUCAGGUGUCUAG
Messenger RNA from Monoraphidium neglectum, 306 nucleotides. RefSeq lists its product as hypothetical. Bases 1 to 306 code for a protein of 101 amino acids. The transcript has a single exon. Lineage: Eukaryota; Viridiplantae; Chlorophyta; Chlorophyceae; Sphaeropleales; Selenastraceae. The record is from RefSeq and is a predicted model, not a curated record.